Cyprinodon variegatus (sheepshead minnow) is the source of this 2165-nucleotide messenger RNA. RefSeq names its product dolichyl-phosphate (UDP-N-acetylglucosamine) N-acetylglucosaminephosphotransferase 1 (GlcNAc-1-P transferase) (gene dpagt1). Gene Ontology annotation, biological process: dolichol-linked oligosaccharide biosynthetic process; protein N-linked glycosylation. Lineage: Eukaryota; Metazoa; Chordata; Actinopteri; Cyprinodontiformes; Cyprinodontidae. The record is from RefSeq and is a predicted model, not a curated record. The transcript is spliced from 9 exons. Gene Ontology annotation, cellular component: membrane. Gene Ontology annotation, molecular function: UDP-N-acetylglucosamine-dolichyl-phosphate N-acetylglucosaminephosphotransferase activity. Bases 282 to 1520 code for a protein of 412 amino acids.
CAUCAACUGAUUGUAUUAGCUGUUACAGAGACGUGGAGUUAAGAGAGAGUCAGUUUACAGCUUGUUACAGUAACGCCACCUUAUCAAAUAUGAUAUAAGCUUCAAAUGUAACUUAUGGAGUUUUUUUUUAUGACUUUGCGAUUUAACCACUGAGCGGCUUUCAAAUGACUGCGUUUGGUGAUAAUACCUCAAUGACAACUCCUAGAGCUUCCUCAUCAGUCGUGUAAAAGGGCCCACUGUAGGGUUAGCUGCUGUGGAGGCGUGAUUUUGUUGUGUUUUGGAUGAGAAUGGCUGAAAACAUGUCGCCUGUCCCUGUCCUGCCGCUGAUCAUCAACUGUUUGCUGUCACUACUGGGCUGCAUGGCCACAUUGAAGCUCAUCCCUGCCUUCAAAGAUCAUUUCAUCUCAGCCAGACUCUACGGGAUGGACCUGAACAAAACUCACAAAAAAGAAGUCCCAGAGUCCCAAGGAGUCAUUAGUGGUACUGUCUUCCUCAUCAUCCUCUUCUGCUUCAUCCCAGUGCCUUUCCUCAGCUGCUUUGUGGGCGAUCAGUGCAAGGGCUUCCCUCAUGAUGAGUUUGUACAGCUGAUUGGUGCAUUGCUGGCCAUCUGCUGCAUGAUCUUUUUGGGCUUUGCCGACGACGUGCUGAACCUGCGCUGGAGGCACAAACUCCUCCUUCCCACCAUGGCCUCUCUGCCGCUGCUGAUGGUCUACUUCACCAACUUUGGCAACACAGUUAUAGUGGUUCCCAAGCCCUUCAGAGCGCUGCUUGGGAUGCAUCUAGAUCUGGGUAUCCUCUAUUAUGUCUACAUGGGAAUGCUUGCAGUUUUCUGCACAAACGCCAUCAACAUCUUAGCAGGCAUCAACGGCAUCGAGUCGGGUCAAGCCCUGUUUAUCUCCGGCUCCAUUAUCAUCUUCAACCUCCUGGAGCUCAGUGGGGAUUACCGGGAUGACCACGUCUUCUCCCUCUACUUCAUGAUUCCCUUCUUCUUCACCACGUUAGCACUUUUUUACCACAAUUGGUAUCCCUCCUCUGUGUUUGUGGGAGACACUUUCUGCUACUUCGCUGGGAUGACCUUUGCUGUGGUCGGCAUCCUGGGACACUUCAGCAAAACCAUGCUGCUGUUCUUCAUUCCUCAAGUGGUGAACUUUGUCUACUCGCUACCUCAGCUUUUUCACAUCAUCCCCUGUCCCAGACACAGGCUCCCCAGGCUGAAUCAAGACACUGGCAAACUGGGGAUGAGCUACUCUAAGUUUAAAAAGAAAGACCUAUCCCAACCGGGACAUCUCAUUCUGCAGGUGGCAGAGUUAUUAAAGGUGCUGGAGGUGCGUCGAGGACAGGAUGGAGAUGGAGAUUUUAUUGAGUGCAACAACAUGACUUUAAUAAACCUCAUACUGAAAUUCUUCGGGCCGAUCCACGAGAGAAAUCUCACAGUCAUCAUGCUCAUGAUUCAGGUUAUGGGCAGCGCAGUGGCAUUUGGGAUUCGUUAUCAUCUGGUGCGUCUCUUCUAUGAUGUCUAGACCCCUGUAUUAAAGCCCAGGAUAUCUCACGUCAAUGCGGAAAUAACUGACAGGCUUGUGUCUGUCAUUUUUCCUCCUGAUGGAAAGCCAAGACCGCUUAGUUGGAACGUUUACUUCAAGCAUCUCGGCAGCAGGACUGAAUCCAAGAAGGAAAUAAAACAUAUUGCUUAAUUUAUUGCAAAAUCCUAAAAGUAUAUAUUUUUACUUUUUUUUUUUUUUUUUUGAAGGGUGCCACCUAUCUUCAGUGAAACAUGUGACCAAUUAAUACCAUUUGAAAGCAUUUUAUUUGCUUUACAUUAUGGUGAACCCUUGCAUAAAAUUGCUGUUGAUAUAAACAGAAAGGGAGGAACUCUUCACCUUCUGUUAUAAAUGAAAACCCAUAAAUUAUAAGUUGGGUUUUAAUCCUUUUUUUUUUGUUUGUACUCUUUCCUGUUUUGCUCUGAAUGAUAUAUGACUGACUGCUGUGAAGAAAUGCAGUUAUAUAUGAAUAGGCUCCAGUUUUGAGGGUUAUAAUAGAAUGUUGAAUGGUCAAUGAUAAACAGGCUUAUUAGAAAGGAUCAACUUUAAGGAAAGGUUGUGAACUUGGCUGGCAUCUGGAUUCUUCUCUAAGAAUGUAAUAAAAACUGAGGCACUGUUUGUUUUGUU